AUGGUUGGAAAUGAGUUGGUGCAACAGGUUGGAGACAAUUGUGGAUUUAACAUUGGUGGUGGAGGUUACGUUGAUGGCGGUGACAUUUGUGGAGAAGACAAUGUUGGUGGUAACAUUGCUGGAGGAGACAAUGGUGGUGGUAACAUUGCUGGAGGAGACAAUGGUGGAGGUAACAUUGGUGGAGGAGACAAUGGUGGAGGUAACAUUGGUGGAGGAGACAAUGGUGGAGGUAACAUUGGUGGAGGAGACAAUGAUGGAGGUAACAUUGUUGUAGGAAACAAUGGUGGAGGUAACAUUGGUGGAGGAGACAAUGGUGGAGUAGACAACGGUGGAGGAGACAAUGCUGGAGGUAACAUUGGUGGUGGAGGUUACGUUGAUGGCGGUGACAUUUGUGGAGAAGACAAUGUUGGUGGUAACAUUGCUGGAGAAGACAAUGUUGGUGGUAACAUUGCUGGAGCAGACAAUGGUGGAGGUAACAUUGGUGGAGGAGACAAUGGUGGAGGUAACAUUGGUGGAGGAGACAAUGGAGGAGGUAACAUUGGUGGAGGAGACAAUGGUGGAGGAGACAAUGCUGGAGGUAACAUUGGUGGAGAAGACAAUGGUGGAGGUAACAUUGGUGGAGGAGACAAUGGUGGGGGAGACAAUGCUGGAGGUAACAAUGGUGGUGGAGACAAUGGUGGAGGUAGCAUUGGUGGAGAAGACAAUGUUGGAGGAGAUAAUGGUGGAGGAGACAAUGGUGGAAUGGUGGAGGUUGGUGGUGGAGGAGACAAUGGUGGAGGUAACAUUGGUGGAGGAGACAAUGGUGGAGGAGACAAUGCUGGAGGAAACAUUGGUGGAGGAGACAAUGGUGGAGGGGACAUUGGUGGAGGAGACAAGGAUGGAGGUAAUAUUGGUGAAGGAGACAAUGGUGGAGAAGACAAUGGUGGAGGUAACAUUGAUGGUGGAGGAGACAACGGUGAAGGUAACAUUGAUGUUGGAGGAGACAAUGGUGAAGGUAACAUUGGUGGUGGAGGUUACAUUGGUGGGGGAGGAGACAAUGGUGGAGGUUACGUUGGUGGCGGUGACAUUUGUGGAGAAGACAAUGUUGGUGGUAACAUUGCUGGAGGAGACAAUGGUGGAGGUAACAUUGGUGGAGGAGACAAUGGUGGAGGUAACAUUGGUGGAGGAGACAAUGAUGGAGGUAACAUUGUUGUAGGAGACAAUGGUGGAGGUAACAUUGGUGGAGGAGACAAUGGUGGAGUAGACAAUGGUGGAGGAGACAAUGCUGGAGGUAACAUUGGUGGUGGAGACAAUGGUGGAGGUAACAUUGGUGGAGAAGAUAAUGGUGGAGGAGACAAUGCUGGAGGAGACAAUAGUGGAGGAGACAACGGUGGAAUAGACAAUGAUGGAGGUAACAUUGAUGGUGGAGGAGACAAUGGUGAAGGUAACAUUGAUGGAGGAGGAGACAAUGAUGGAGGUAACAUUGAUGGUGGAGGAGACAAAGGUGGAGGUUACGUUGGUGGUGGAGUAGACAAUGGUGGAGGUAACAUUGGUGGAGGAGGCAAUGGUGGAGGAGACAUUGGUGGAGGUAACAAUGGUGGAGGAGACAAUGGUGGAGGAGAAAAUGGUAGUGGUAACAUUGGUGGAGGAGACAAUAGUGGAGGUAACAUUGGUGGAGGAGACAAUGGUGGAGGAGACAAUGAUGGCGGUAACAUUGAUGGAGGAGACAAAGGUAGAGGUAACAUUGAUGGUGGAGGAGACAAUGGUGAAGGUAACAUUGAUGUUGGAGGAGACAACGGUGAAGGUAACAUUGGUGGUGGAGGUUACAUUGGUGGGGGAGGAGACAAUGGUGGAGGUUACGUUGGUGGCGGUGACAUUUGUGGAGAAGACAAUGUUGGUGGUAACAUUGCUGGAGGAGACAAUGGUGGAGGUAACAUUGGUGGAGGAGACAAUGGUGGAGGUAACAUUGGUGGAGGAGACAAUGAUGGAGGUAACAUUGUUGUAGGAGACAAUGGUGGAGGUAACAUUGGUGGAGGAGACAAUGGUGGAGUAGACAAUGGUGGAGGAGACAAUGCUGGAGGUAACAUUGGUGGUGGAGACAAUGGUGGAGGUAACAUUGGUGGAGAAGAUAAUGGUGGAGGAGACAAUGCUGGAGGAGACAAUAGUGGAGGAGACAACGGUGGAAUAGACAAUGAUGGAGGUAACAUUGAUGGUGGAGGAGACAAUGGUGAAGGUAACAUUGAUGGAGGAGGAGACAAUGAUGGAGGUAACAUUGAUGGUGGAGGAGACAAAGGUGGAGGUUACGUUGGUGGUGGAGUAGACAAUGGUGGAGGUAACAUUGGUGGAGGAGGCAAUGGUGGAGGAGACAUUGGUGGAGGUAACAAUGGUGGAGGAGACAAUGGUGGAGGAGAAAAUGGUAGUGGUAACAUUGGUGGAGGAGACAAUAGUGGAGGUAACAUUGGUGGAGGAGACAAUGGUGGAGGAGACAAUGAUGGCGGUAACAUUGAUGGAGGAGACAAAGGUAGAGGUAACAUUGAUGGUGGAGGAGACAAUGGUGAAGGUAACAUUCGUGGUGGAGGUUACAUUGGUGGUGGAGGAGACAAUGGUGGAGGUUACGUUGGUUGCGGUGACAUUUGUGGAGAAGACAAUGUUGGUGGUAACAUUGCUGGAGGAGACAAUGGUGGAGGUAACAUUGGUGGAGGAGACAAUGUUGGAGGUAACAUUGGUGGAGGAGACAAUGAUGGAGGUAACAUUGUUGGAGGAGACAAUGGUGGAGGUAACAUUGGUGGAGGAGACAAUGGUGGAGGAGACAAUGGUGGAAGAGACAAUGCUGGAGGUAACAUUGGUGGUGGAGACAAUGGUGGAGGUAACAUUGGUGGAGAAGACAAUGGUGGAGGAGACAAUGCUGGAGGAGACAAUAGUGGAGGAGACAACGGUGGAAUAGACAAUGGUGGAGGUAACAUUGAUGGUGGAGGAGACAAUGGUGAAGGUAACAUUGAUGGAGGAGGAGACAAUGAUGGAGGUAACAUUGAUGGUGGAGGAGACAAAGGUGGAGGUUACGUUGGUGGUGGAGUAGACAAUGGUGGAGGUAACAUUGGUGGAGGAGGCAUUGGUGGAGGAGACAUUGGUGGAGGUAACAAUGGUGGAGGAGACAAUGGUGGAGGAGACAAUGGUAGUGGUAACAUUGGUGGAGGAGACAAUGGUGGAGGUAACAUUGGUGGAGGAGACAAUGGUGGAGGAGACAAUGAUGGCGGUAACAUUGAUGGAGGAGACAAUGGUGGAGGUAACAUUGGUGUAGGAGACAAUGGUGGAGGUAACAUUGGUGGAGGAGACAAUGAUGGAGGUAACAUUGGUGGUGGAGACAAUGGUGGAAGUAACAUUGGUGGAGGAGACAAUGGAGACAAUGGUGAAGGUAACAUUGAUGGUGGAGGAGACAAAGGUGGAGGUUACGUUGGUGGUGGAGGAGACAAUGGUGGAGGUAACAUUGGUGAAGGAGACAAUGGUGGAGGAGACAUUGGUGGAGGUAACAAUGGUGGAGGAGACAAUGGUGGAGGAGAAAAUAGUAGUGGUAACAUUGGUGGAGGAGACAAUGGAGGAGGUAACAUUGGUGGAGGAGACAAUGGUGGAGGAGACAAUGAUGGUGCUAAAAUUGGUGGAGGAGACAAUGGUGGAGGUAACAUUGGUGGAGGAGACAAUGGUGGAGGUGACAUUGGUGGAGGAGACAAUGAUGGAGACAAUGGUGAAGGUAACAUUGAUGAUGGAGGAAACAAUGAUGGAGGUAACAUUGAUGGUGGAGGAGACAACGGUGGAGGAGACAAUGGUGGAGGUAAUAUUGGUGGAGGAGACAAUGGUGGAGGAGACAUUGGUGGAGGAGACAAUGGUGGAGGAGAAAAUGGUAAUGGUAACAUUGGUGGAGGAGACAAUGGUGGAGGUAACAUUGGUGGAGGAGACAAUGGUGGAGGAGACAAUGGUGGAAGAGACAAUGAUGGCGGUAACAUUGGUGGAGGAGACAAUGGUGGAGGUAACAUUGGUGGAGGAGACAAUGGUGGAGGUAACAUUGGUGGACGAGACAAUGGUGGAGGAGACAUUGGUGGAGGAGACAAUGGUGGAGGAGACAAUGGUGGAGGAGACAAUCGUGGAGGAGACAAUCGUGGAAUAGACAAUGGUGGAGGUAACAUUGGUGGUGGUGACAUUGGUGGAGGAGACAAUAGUGGAGGUAACAUUGGUGGAGGAGACAAUGGUGGAGGUAACAUUGGUGGAGGUAACAUUGGUGGUGGGGACAUUGGAGGCGGUGACAUUGGUGGAAUAGACAAUGGUGGAGGAGACAAUGGUAGAAUAGACAAUGGUGAAGGUAACAUUGAUGGUGGAGGAGACAAUGGUGGAGAUUACGUUGGUGGUGGAGGAGACAAUGGUGGAGGUAACAUUGGUGGAGGAGACAUUGGUGGAGGAGACAAUGGUGGUGGUAACAUUGGUGGCAGUGAUAUUUGGGGAGGAGACAAUGGUGGAGGUAACAUUGGUGGAGGAGACAAUAGUGGAAUUAACAUUGAUGGUGGAGGAGACAAUGGUGGAGGUUACGUUGGUGGUGGAGGAGACAAGGGUGGAGGAGACAAUGGUGGAGGCAACAUUGGUGGAGGAGACAAUGGUGAAGGUAACAUUGGUGGAGGAGACAAUGGUGAAGGUAACAUUGGUGGAGGAGACAAUGGUGGAGGAGACAAUGGUGGUGGUAACAUUGGUGGCAUUGACAUUUGUGGAGGAGACAAUGGUGGAGGUAACAUUCAUGGAGGAGACAAUGGUGGAGGUAACAUUGGUGGAGGAGACAAUGGUGGAGGUUACAUUAGUGGAGGAGACAAUGGUGGAGGAGACAAUGGUGGAGGUUACAUUAGUGGAGGAGACAAUGGAGGUGGUAACAUUGGUGGCGGUGACAUUGAUGGAGGAGACAAUGGUGGAGACAAUGGUGAAGGAGUCAAUGGUGGAGGAGACAGUGGUGGAAUAGACAAUGAUGGUGGUAACAUUGAUGGUGGAAAAGACAAUGGUGGAGGUAACAUUGGUGGAGUAGACAAUGGUGGAGGAGACAAUGGUGGAGGUAACAUUGGUGGAGGAGACAUUGGUGGAGGAGACAUUGGUUGUGGUAACAUUGGUGGCGGUGACAUUGGUGGUGGUGACAUUGGAGGCGGAGACAAUGGUGGAGGUAACAUUGGUGGAGGAGACAUUGGUGGAGGUAACAUUGGUGGAGGAGACAUUGGUGGUGGUAACAUUAGUGGAGGAGACAAUGGUGGUGGUAACAUUGGUGGCGGUGACAUUGAUGGAGGAGACAAUGGUGGAGGUAACAUUGGUGGAGGAGACAUUGGUGGAGGUAACAUUGGUGGAGGAGACAUUGGUGGUGGUAACAUUAGUGGAGGAGACAAUGGUGGAGGUAACAUUGGUGGCGGUGACAUUGAUGGAGGAGACAAUGGUGGAGGUAACAUUGUGGUGGUGACAUUGGGGGCGGUGACAUUGGUGGAGGAGACAAUGGUGAAGGAGUCAAUGGUGGAGGAGACAAUGGUGGAGGAGACAGUGGUGGAAUAG
Molecule: messenger RNA, 5544 nt
Organism: Hyla sarda
Lineage: Eukaryota; Metazoa; Chordata; Amphibia; Anura; Hylidae
Exons: 5
Coding region: 1-5544 (1847 amino acids)
Source: RefSeq, a predicted model, not a curated record